AUGUCUCCUUCUACACAGACUCUUAUUGAGAUAGCUAAGGCUCGCCGCAGCUUUUAUCAUCUGGGCAAGAAUGCCCCCGUGCCGGAUUCCGAGGUCGUGGAUCUUGUGAAGCAAGCUAUUCUGAACAUUCCUAGCUCUUUCAACACUCAAUCUACCCGUAUUGUCGUUGCCCUGCAUGGUGACCACGACAAGGUCUGGGAUAUCGCCGUCGAUGCUUUGAAGGGUCUCGUUGCUACCGGCGCGGUUCCUCAGGAUGUUUUCGACACUCAAACCAAGCCCAAGCUUGAUGCUUUCAAGGCUGCAUAUGGAACUAUCCUCUUUUACGAAGACCCUGCUCACGUCAAGCCAUUUGCGGAGAAGUUUCCUGCCUUUGGAGACAAGUUUGCUCCGUGGGCUGAGCAUUCCAACGCCAUGCACCAAUGGUUCCUCUGGGCUGGCCUGGAAACCCUAGGUUUUGGAGCCAACCUGCAGCAUUACAACCCCCUCAUCGACGCCGAGCUCUCCAAGACCUUCGCUGUUCCCAGCGAGUGGGAAUUGAAGGCCCAGCUUGUUUUUGGCUCCAUUGAAUCUCCUGCAGCUGAGAAGCAGUUCAAACCUGUUGACGAACGCGUCAAGAUUUUUGGCGCCAAGUAA
This is a messenger RNA of Talaromyces proteolyticus, 633 nucleotides long. Its product is annotated as Nitroreductase-like protein. The transcript is spliced from 3 exons. NCBI's taxonomy places the organism in Eukaryota, Fungi, Ascomycota, Eurotiomycetes, Eurotiales, Trichocomaceae. Gene Ontology annotation, biological process: cellular response to oxidative stress. The record is from RefSeq and is a predicted model, not a curated record. The coding region runs from base 1 to 633 and encodes 210 amino acids.